Messenger RNA from Gopherus evgoodei (Goodes thornscrub tortoise), 2817 nucleotides. RefSeq names its product innate immunity activator (gene INAVA). Gene Ontology annotation, biological process: positive regulation of protein ubiquitination; adherens junction maintenance. The record is from RefSeq and is a predicted model, not a curated record. NCBI's taxonomy places the organism in Eukaryota, Metazoa, Chordata, Testudines, Testudinidae. The coding region runs from base 328 to 2142 and encodes 604 amino acids. The transcript has 10 exons.
UCCGCGUGCGGUAUCCCGUCCUCGGCCCCGGGCCGAGCUUAAAAAGGGCGCUAGCGGCCUCCCUUUUCCUUGGGGAUUGGUCUGCCCCAGGGACACAUGUUUGCAGCGCUCCAGCAGCCGGGACGGAGCCAGGCUUUGCCGGAGUGAAACUAGCCCCCUACGGAGCUUUGCAGCCCGCCGGGCUGGGGCAGCGAGCGGGGGCCGUAGCGCUCCCGAGGUGCGCAGGGACGAAGCCAGCCCGUUCCCACUCAGGGUCAGCCACUCGCAGGAGCCCCCGGCGUGGGUCUCUGCACCUCACAGUUCCUGCCCCCAGGGCCACCACCGCCCAUGGAGAGUAAAGAGGAUGUCAGCGACUCGGACAGCGGGAUCAUGCUGCACUCAGGCCAGGACAGCCCCGUGUCUCCACUGAAGGACCUGACCCAGGCAGUGCGCAAGCAGCAGCAGGAGCUGGCAGCGCGGCUGGAGGCCUGUCUGGCGGAGCUGAGGAAGCUGUGUCUGCGCGAGGCGGAGCUCACGGGCAUACUGCCCCAGGAGUACCCCCUGAAGCAAGGGGACAGGCCCCCCAAGGUGCGGCGGAGGAUCGGCACCGCAUUCAAACUGGACGAGAAGACAAUCAUCUUGCAAGGAGCGGACCCCCUGAGCACGCUGGAGAGAGACCUGGCCCUGCAGCUGCAGAUUGCUGCGGCCACGCAUCGCCUCUACCGGGAAGAGAACAUCAGCAAGCACAUCAAGAAGCGGCGGAAGAACAUAAUGCUGAAGGAGGAGAAGAAGCUGAAAGAGUUGGAGAAUGCCCUCAAUGAGUGUCGCUUAACAGCCACGCAGGAGCCCAGGGCCAGCAACACAGCCCUUGGCGAGCUGAGUACCUCGGAUGACAGCUCCCUCUCGGAUGCCAUCCUGCUGGAGGAGGAAGAAAUCCAGGCUCCAAAUCAUCGUGCUGCCCAGCAGCUCAUGGUGCCAGUCCAGCCCGGCACGCCACACAGCUCCCCGGCUCUGCCCGCCCGCUCUGCGCCUCUCCAGCAGCGCGAGGGGCUGCCACCCAAGCAGGGCGAAGUCCCGGAGCUGGAGCGCUCGCCCAUCCAGAACAGCCCUUGGAAGGAGACCAGCCUCGAUAGGCCCUACGAGAAGCCCAGGAAGCACUCAGCUGAAUCCUGCAGCCUGCCAAGCAGCCCAGCCGGGACACCCGUGCCAGCGCCUGCCCGCAGCCCAGCCGCUCAGAGGACAGCUGAGAUGCCCCCCUAUCACUUUGUCCCCAUCCAGACCUUGGCCUUGUGGAGGCAGGCUGGCUCCAGUGGGCCGCCGACCCCAGAGAUGCAGGCGAGGAGAGGGCAAUCCCAGUCCAUGAGGGUGGAUGUGUCCCGGGACCGAGCGGAGCCCCGGGGGAGGAGUGUGCUGCCAAGACGACGCCCCACCUAUUACACGGUCACCGUCCCCAGCUACUGCUUCCCUCCAUCCAAACCCGGCCUGGCCUCCCACUCCAUCUACCACUCCAGUUCCGAGGACAGCAACUCGGACGUCUCCAGCAUCACGUACGCCCCGUCGCCCGGCAGCAGCAGCCCUGACAUCUCCUUCCUGAGGCCGGUGCCCCCGCCAUCCACGGAGCAGCCCUCGCCGGUGUUGAGGGGCCCACGUUCCGCAGGGCCAGAGGCAGCGUACCAUUACCAGACCCCCCCGAAGCGGCUGCUGCCUCCCAGUUACUUCCCGGCUGUGGAGUAUGUGGCUGGGAGAGAGCUCUGCCGGGGCUACCCCUCUCUGCGGGCUGGCAGCCCAGCUCCGUUCCCCUACGAGCAGGACCUGGUGCAGCUGCACUGCCAGCGGCUGGGCCCAGUCCCCAGCCGGCUCAUGCGCACCCCGUCCCUCAAGGACUACGUCCCGGGCAGCGGCAGGGCCCUCGCCAAGUCGGCCGUGUCAGAGGAGCUGAAGUCGUGGCACGAGCGCACCAAACUGCGGAACUUGCGGCCCCACUCGCUGGACAGGCAGGGGGCCUUCCGCGUGCGGAACGCGCCGGGCAGGGAGCUGUAUGCCUCGCGCUCUGCCGGGCAGCAGGCUCAGGUGUGUCAGAUCCACGUCCUGAAGCGGUCCCCCGAGGGAGCUCCUGUGCAGGUCUACGUGCCAGAGAAUGGGGAGGUCAUCACUCAGGUCUAGAGCUGGCCUGGGCCUGCUGCCAGGCCCUCGCCAAGAGAGCCCCGCGCCCAGCUGGUGAGAAGCGGUGACAGUGAGCCUGGGCGCAAGGGCUUACUCAGGAAGCCAGCUGGUUGCCCUGGAGGGCGCUAGCAACGGGGCAGGACCCCGGGUGGACCAGUCCUGACCAUGUUAUUUGGACACUGCCAUUUGUAAGGACUCGAUUUGUUCUGGUGUUGUCACUGUCUCAGGUGUUUCUCUUUGGACUGUGGGGUGCCUCCUCCAAGAACUCCCCUGUCUGUCUGCCUGUGAGUUUGUGUGGGCUGCAGCAGAGGAGGGGGCCCGGUUUGGGGCAGGACUGGUUCGGCCGCUGGAUAUUCACCAAGGGACAGACCUCCUUGCUUCACCGGUGUCAUACAGCUGAUAAGAAGAGCAGCAGUUGCGUUGUGAUCAUGACAGCAGCUGCUGGGGUGAUGGUACUUUGCUAAUAGAGAGACACCUGCAGGAUUAUGUGUUAUGGUUCGGUCAAGUGCCAAGGAAUUACCCUCUUGUUGAUUCAGCAUAGAAGCUGCUGGUUUGCCAGGCACCCACCACCUCGGUGCAAAUGGCACAUUCCUGGAGAAUGCAGCAAGGGCUGUCACGAUCACAGUAUUUGGGCAAGUAUCAAAGGGGUAGCCGUGUUAGUCUGGAUCUGUAAAA